AGGGCUGGUUGUUCGUGGCGAUGGGUUGGGGCAGGUACGCGAGCGGUCGUCUGCCAGACAGAGCUGAGGUGAGCUGCGCUCCGUUCGAUGCUGCCGACGGCGCUAUGGAGACUAACGAUGUAAGCUGAAGAGCAGAUGAGGCUCGCUGCGAGGCAGGUGUGUGAGGGCGAUGCGGAGUGCGGGUGGUUGGGUGACCCGACCCCAGCGCUGGUGAAGGAGUCAUGGGACUGCAGCCUGUCGUCAUCGAAGCGUCCUCCGAGUGUCCCGUGCCCCAGAGCCCUUCACCCCCCUGCGUUACCAUCCUUCCGCCCGACACAGCCGCAUGUGUAUGUGUUAGGCGCUAGCUCUGAUGAGAAUGACUGAGGCUGUGUUUGAGGAGAGAAACUGUGACAGGAUGAAAGUCUUCGAGAGUGACAGCCCUCACCCCGACGCCCCACCCAAACUGCACAGCCCACAGCAUGCGCACGAGAACCAUACUGCACACACCCACCACACAGAAGAGCACACACCUAAUGAGUGUGUGAAAGAACAGAGUGGCUCAGAUCUUAAUAACCAAACACAGCCGCCGCACUCCGCAGCGCAGCCGAUGAGACGCUCUAAGUCUACCGCAAAAGUAAAAUUAGUCCGGAGUUUGGCGGUGUGUGAAGAGUCGUCUCCGCCCACGAUCGCAGAGCCGCUGCCACCGCCGCACCAACACCAGGAUAAAAUACACUUGCAGCUCAACCAGGCUUUAGAAAAAGAGGCAACGGCCAGCAGGGAUGAAGAGCGGAGCGAGAGAGGCGUGGAAAAGACGGAGAGAGCCGACAAAGUGCCAAGGAAAUCACUGUCGAGAGACCCCAGUCAAGAAUAUACAGACUCCACAGGCAUCGAUCUCCAUGAGUUUCUGGUCAACACACUGAAGAAUAACCCCCGGGACAGAAUGAUGCUGCUGAAACUGGAGCAGGACAUCCUAGACUUCAUCAGUAACAACGAAUCUCAGAAGAGGAGGUUCCCCCCUAUGACAUCAUAUCACCGAAUGCUGCUACACAGGGUGGCGGCCUAUUUCGGCCUGGAACACAACGUCGACCCGACCGGCAAGUCGGUCAUCAUCAACAAAACCAUCAACACGAGGAUACCGGAUCAGAAGUUUUCUGAGCAUAUUAAAGAUGACAAGACGGACGAUUUCCAGAAGCGCUACAUACUGAAGAGGGACAACCUCAGUCUGGAUCAGGAGGAUGGCAGGCUGCGGAUGCGGCUGAAGGACGACAGGAGGAGCAAGUCUAUCGAGGAGAGAGAGGAGGAGUACCAAAGAGCGAGGGAUCGAAUCUUCGCACAGGACGGACAAGAUCAUUUUCAGCUUGAUAAAAGAAUUCAGGAGGAUGUAAGCUGCAUUAGCUCUCAGCAGAGGCGGCAAAUCUUCAGGUUGAGAGACGGCCGUUCGGGGAAUAGUCGUCAGAGCAGCUCCGAGAACGAGCCGAAAAGCUGCGAGCCUCGGCCGUGGAGCAGCACGGACUCAGACAGCUCCCACCGGAACCUGAAGCCCGCCAUCACCAAAGCCAGCAGCUUCAGCGGCAUCAGCCUGCUCAUCCGCGGAGACAGCUCAGCCAGCAGCAAGAGCACCAGCAGACUGUCUAAAACAGGUUCCGACUCUUCUAGUAGCGUAGGUUCGUCUACAGGCUCACUCCCUCGCCCCACCCUGUCGUUACCGGUCACGUCAGUGAGCCAACCGUGCCGCGUCCCGACUGCACCUCAACCUGCGCCCCCUCCUUGCGGGCCUGUCGGGGCCAGCACCGGCGCACCGGGCCCCCAGAGCGCCAACGCCAAUACUAGCAUUAGCACAAAUGCUAACACGAGCUACUACCUCCUUCCUCUGGAGGCCACGGCCAUCCCGCCGGGCAGCGUGCUGCUAAACCCUCAUACAGGUCAGCCAUUUGUGAAUCCUGAUGGCAGCGCUGUGGUCUACAACCCCAUCAUGACUACACAGCAGAUGAGGAGCCAGCAGACUUUACCACCUCCUCCACCUCCACCACAGCAUCAGUCCGCCAAUCACAUUCUGACCCAGCAUUGUGGUCAGUCUGUGCAGUACUCAGCGAUUUCUUACCCUCCUCCGCUCCUGCCUGUUCCUCUAAACCAACACUACACUGUGCAGCAGCAGCAGCAAGACAGUCUGGGGAGCCAGUUUAGUCAGAUGACUCUGGCUCGGCAGACUUCAGGUGACCUCUCAGAACCCCAACCUGGACUGUUUCCUCCAUCUAUGGUGCUCCAGAACCCGCCUCCCUCUGGGUACAUCCUCCCCCAGCCAGGCCAGCCUGUCCACGGACCCGCCUAUCCACCACCCACCCCAGUCAACCAGCCCACCAUCAUUCAGCAGCAAGGAUACCUACAGCAGCCUGUGCAGCAGAUGUCAUCAUGCUACUGCGCUCCUGGUCAGUAUUCCCAUUCUAACCAGCACUACAGACCAGUUACUCCAGUACACUACAGCGCUCCUCCAAGCCAACCUGUACCACCGCAGCAACCAGGCUAUCAGGCCGUCAUGCCUGGUCAACCACCCAGCUACCAGAGCAUGAUGACUGUGCAGCAGCCUCAGAGCCAAUCACUGGUCGGGAACCAGGCCGGGAUGCCCAGUCAUAUUCAGGGUGUUAUGGUGCAGUACCCGCCCGUGCCGCCCUACCAAAUGUCUGUGCCGCAGGGCUCUCAGAGUGUUCCUCAGCCAGCCUAUCAGCAGCAGAUUGUCCUGCAGGGACAGACCAAUCAUACACCAGUUCCUUCUGCCAGCAUGCAGGUCUACUACAGCGUUCUACCCCCAGGGCAGCACUCCACUGUUAGCUCAACUGUGGGCUUUCUGCCUCCUCCGGGUUCAGAACAGAUGCAGUUCCCCAGGGCCUCCUCCCCCUGCGGCUCUCAGCCAGUCCCGGGCCAGCAGUGCACAGGUGUACCUCCACCGCACCCUAGUGGCGGCAUGCUGAUGAUGCAGCUGAGCGUCCCUCCCAGCCAGCAGCCCCGUGCUCCAUCUCCCGCCCAGUGGAAACACAACAAAUACUACAGCCUGGACCACCAGCUCCACCACGGCCCCAAACCGGCCGAGCUCACCCCACUCGAUGCCUCUCAGAGUAGUCCACAGCUGGUUAGCCCAUCUCCAUCCCCUGCCCACUCUCCAACUCCAGUCCACCUAGCCAAUCUUAAGGGUAUCCGUCCUGGCCUCGCCCCUCUUCCCAUCAUGCCUCAGUUCUCACGUCCCUUUCUUCCAGGCCAAGGUGAUGGCAGGUAUCCUUUGCUUGGACAGCCUCUUCAGUACAACCCUCCCAUCAGACCUCCACUAAUGCACGGCUCUCAUAUGGUCAACCACCACCACCAUCACCACCACCAGGGAUCUAUGGGUAUCCGUCAUGGGGGACGCGGCAGAAGACCCCCAAAGAAAUCACUGUCAACUGAUAUGAGUCCAGGAGAGAUAGUGACCAGUCGUGUUCUAGAAGUGACGGACCUGCCGGCCGGCAUCAGUCGCUCAGAAGCGGACUCUCUGCUGGGAGAACUGGGCAAAGCGGGAGCUUUCAUCAAGUGGCUGCCGGAGCCUCAGCCGCCCCAGCGCUCUGACUGCGGCAACACGAACUCUGACCCCUCCAAAGUGCCCCCUCACGACCUGGCGUCCACCUACACCAUCCUGGCCACGUUCCCCUCCAAAUACGCAGCGCAGAGCGCACUGCUGAAACUGAACAGCUCCAUCACCACGUUCAGACUGAAAUCCAGCAAGAGACACGACGAGGCUCACACGCUCGAGAGAGCCAGCUCUCAGUGAGGCCACGCCCCUCUUACACUUCCUGCCCAAUCACCACCAUUGCCUCGGGCACUCUUCCUGGCAUCCUCACUCACUACUUUAUUUUUUUGUUUUGUUUGUUUUGUUUUUUUAGCUUUUUUUUUUGUUUUGUUUUAUUUCUUUUGUUUGCACCACUGUGGUGAAAUAUGAACGGGUUUGAUACUGUCGGGGAUUUCACUUGGGUUUGUUAAUACAGGGGGGAAUACAAAAACAUACAAAAAAAAAAGGGCAAAAAAAAAAACAGAAUGGUGUUCUCUAACAGUUUGAAACGGGCGUAAUUAUCCAACUCGAAAUGGUAUUUAAUCAAACCAAAAACAAACGAGACAUGUUUUGCAAUUUUGUAAAGACUGUAUGAUGCUUUACUACGAAGACAGCAUGGUGAUUGGUCAUUCUAGUUUUGUACUGCAGAACAGAAGCUGAGAUGCUUUGAGAUGUUGAGGACAUGCUGACGACAUUAACCCCCCCCGCCUUCAGCUGAUCCCGGACCACACGCACUGGCUU
Molecule: messenger RNA, 4291 nt
Organism: Astyanax mexicanus (Mexican tetra)
Lineage: Eukaryota; Metazoa; Chordata; Actinopteri; Characiformes; Acestrorhamphidae
Product: R3H domain-containing protein 1
Exons: 27
Coding region: 350-3772 (1140 amino acids)
Molecular function (GO): nucleic acid binding
Source: RefSeq, a predicted model, not a curated record